Messenger RNA from Lactuca virosa, 1686 nucleotides. NCBI's taxonomy places the organism in Eukaryota, Viridiplantae, Streptophyta, Magnoliopsida, Asterales, Asteraceae. The record is from the annotation of a GenBank genome assembly.
GUAGAUUUCCUGAACCCAAUUCAUGUAAUCUGUAAAUUUCUUGAAAUGUUUGUUGAAGUGCAUUUAUAGAUCAGAUAUCUGUUCUUACCCUUCCUUCCAAUCCCAACCUCAACUCAUAAAAUCACAUCAAGACUACAUAAAUCAUUUGUCUUGUGAUAAUCGGCCCAAUUUCAAUCUUCAGUUCAGAUCUCCUGUUUUACUCUUUAGUAAGUAAUCUAUCUGAAAAAAUAAUUUCCAACUCGAACAUGUGAUGUGUUUUAUGUGUUUCGCAACUACAUAAAAGAGAAUUUGGAGUAAGAAAUCAUGGAGCUCGAGUAGUAACAUUUACCUAUCAAAGUUAAUUUUUUAGAAAAUUCGAGCUUUAAGAGGGAACUCUCCGAUUUGCACCAAUGCAAUCCCGACCCACAAAAUUCACCAUAAAAAUGGGCGGAAAAGUGCAUGAGAUCACGCCAUGCACCAAUCAAAACCGCCAAAAGACAAUAGAAAAUGACCAAAACGCCCUUGAAGGCCCAACCAUCCCAUCCAACAACGAUAGCAAAGGAACGGAUCACAUCCCAAACGUUUCUUCUUCCUCCGAAUAUUCCACCGAAGAUGACGAAAAUGCCCCUCCACCAUAUCCCGACUCCCAAAAACAAAUGGUUAUUUACAACCCUUCUUCAAAUCAUUCAAAUGCAAUCACAUCCAUCCAAAACAAGCCCCGAUCUUUUCCUAAAAAACAUUUAGAUCCCAAAAGAGUAGUGCCGGAAGUCGGUGCUUUCACUGUCCAAUGUGCUAAUUGCUUUAAAUGGAGAUUGAUCCCUGAUCAAGAGAAAUACGAGGUGAUCCGUGAACAUAUCACGGAUCACCCGUUUCUGUGUGCUACCACACGUCAGUGGGAUCGUCACAUUUCAUGUGACGAUCCCACUGACAUCGAGCAGGAUGGCUCACGAAUUUGGGCUAUUGAUAAGCCCAAUAUCGCAAAGCCUCCUCCAGGGUGGAAGAGGCUUUUGAGGCUUAGAAGCGAAGGGAGCUCGAAAUUUGCUGACGUAUAUUAUGCUUCACCAACGGGUACUAAACUUCGCUCGACACCUGAAGUUGAAAAAUAUUUGGCUAGCCAUCCAGAACAUGCAGAAGGAGUUGCAAUAAACCGAUUUUCAUUUCAAAUCCCAAAACCUUUACGCGAUGAUUAUGUGAAAAAACGUCCUUCUCAGAAUCCAGAACGAGUUCAACCGAUAGCAUGGGCGGGCCCGGUAGACAACUUGAAUUUGCAAAUAGCAGAACCGUUAGCGUGGGCGGGUCCCGCGGAGAACCGAAAUGGUAUGCCGGAAGCUAAGAAGAGAAAGUAUGAUUUUGAUUGUUUAUAGAAAGGGGGUUUUAAAAAAAAUGGUAUUUUGCAUUAUGGUCUUUUGUUGAUAUGUCUUAUUAGACUUUUUUUUUUAUUCACAUAGGGCCUCAGGAUGAGGCCCUACAGUUUGUUUGUUGAUGUCUUGUUGUAAAGAUGUGUAAAAGACUGGGUCUGAGGUUUAGACCCGAUCUUGAUUAGGUACUACAUCUGGUCCUUUGGACCAGACUUUUGAUAUGGUGGUAGGACUAAAAUGAGCUGGCAAUCUGGACUUAUAGCAUUAUAGGUUGGUUAGGUCGUUUCGGUUUAGAAGUUUUAUUGUUGUUGUUAUGGUUACUAUCAUUUAGUAUGAUAUAAAAAGUUGG